AUGGCUUCGAGUUUUGUUAAGAAUGGGAAGUUUAGGGAAGGGAUUGAUUGCUUAUCAGAAAUGCUGAGUUACAGUGUGGAGGCUAUUGAUGUUAGUGUAUUAGUGUUUUGCCUGCUUGAGCUGAUCUUGUCCAUGCGGGCUAGAAUACAAGGGCCACAACUUCUUUAUUCCAUGAAAGAGAAGUGUGGUCUUACUCCAAAACUUGCACAUUAUGCUUAUUGCAUGUUGGAUCUGCCAAGUUGGCGAGGACAUGUUGAGGAAGCCAUUGACUUUUCAAACAAAAUGCCAUUGGAGCCUUUAAAAGAAUCUGGGGAGCUCCUCUGGCGGGUUGUAGAUCAAGAAGGCAUGGGUCAAUUUAGGUGGCAGGGAGGUAGAUGGGAAUAUGUUGUGGGGCUCAAGAUGUUGGUAGACGAAGAGAGCAGAAUGCAGCUUGUAGCCGUAAAUGAUUCUCCACGCAUUAUUUCCAAUUCAUUAAUCUCAACAGGUCCACCAGUCUACUAUGUCAUCAUACAAUGCGGAUCUCACGUGCAUAAGAGCAAAGCAUCAUCAGGCAAAGAUGGAAAAACAUGGUGGAAUGAGAAAUUCAGGUUUGACUUCUCACUAACUGAUUGGAAACACUUGUCCCAUCUAAAAUUCAGAAUCAUGGAUCAGGAAUUCUUCACAGAUGGUGGAUUUGUUGGUGAAACCACAAUUUACCUUGGAGGAAUAAUAGAGGAGGGGGCCAAUAGAGGAAUUCUAGAAAUGAAGCCAGCUCCAUAUAAUGUGGUGCUUGAAGAUGACACCUACAAAGGAGAGAUAAAGAUUGGACUCAAAUUCAUUGCCAACAAGGAAGUGCUCCCGGAGAGGACAUUCCUUGCUCGAGUGAUUGAACCAAGACAAUCGAUAUGCAGAUCCAUUAUAAAUCUCUGGAAAUUUUCAUGGUGGAGGUUUUGGCUUUAUCGUAAUCAGAGGAAUGCUGAAAAUAAGAAAGAGGAGGAAUAA
Dovyalis caffra is the source of this 981-nucleotide messenger RNA. The record is from the annotation of a GenBank genome assembly. Lineage: Eukaryota; Viridiplantae; Streptophyta; Magnoliopsida; Malpighiales; Salicaceae.